CUCCGCCAGGGCACCAUGGCUCCCCGAGGCUGUGGGCCCAGCGAAGCCCCUUCAAAGAAAAGGCCCCCGACUCCCAAACUCGUGUUUAACAGAGUGAAUGGCAAGAAGCCCCCAGUGACGGCCCAGCCCACGGCAGCCCACGAGGAGAGCUACACACUGGCCCACGAGGAGAACGUCCGCUUUGUCUACGAAGCCUGGCAGCAGGUGGAACAGGAGCUGGAGGGCAGCCGGCCCGGGGAGAGUGGGCGUGGCCCGGUGCAGUACGCCGAGAAAACUCCCAGCCCCACGCUGACAAAUUUCGUGCCGAUCGACCUGGAGGAGUGGUGGGCGCAGCAGUUUCUCGCCGCAAUUGAAAACGGCUCAUGAACACGCCAGCCGCGGGGCCGGAGAAAACGAAGCGAAAGAAACGGGGGCUAGAACAAGCGCCGGCG
Messenger RNA from Pelodiscus sinensis (Chinese soft-shelled turtle), 431 nucleotides. Lineage: Eukaryota; Metazoa; Chordata; Testudines; Trionychidae. The record is from RefSeq and is a predicted model, not a curated record.